UCUGCGCGCGCAGUCUCCAUCCACCGCUGCAGGCGGCCGAGCGCGCGGUAUCGACGUAACACACCGCCCCGCGCAAACAUUGCCCACCAAAAUAUUCAGUGAAAACAGUGACCGGCCCAACAAGGAUUCUCAGCUGACUACAGCAUCAGCCACACCGGAAAACCAUUCACCAGCUCCCAGCGCGCGCACGAUGCGCCUAGCGCCGUCCGGCGGGUAGCGUUGGCGCGCAUGUGGGGGCGGGCGGCGCGCGCGCUGCGGCGGGCGGCGCUGCUGCUGCCGCUCGCGCUGUCGGCCCUGGCGCUGCUGCUGCUGACGCGCGGCCCGCCGGCGCCGCCGCCCACGCCCGCGCCGGUCGCCAUGCAGUUGCAGGGCAUACCAGCAGUCUCAGAGCCGCACUUCCAGGACAGCAAUGACAUCGAGGUGCCGGCCACAGAGGACGAGGUGUCCUCCCGCCCAUGGUACAUGGUGGGCGGGCGGGCGCGCCCCACCGCCCACGACCCGGACGCCAAGAUGUUCCCGGAAGAUGCUCCGGGAGAGGACAGGAUCAUCGAUCAACUAAUGUACACGCUUCCAGAAGAUGAGAAUGUGCCUGUAAAGACGAUUCUCCUGGCGAACGGGUUUAGUCCUUGGGGCGUGCGUGGGGGGCGGCGGGAGUUCAUCAAGAACAAGUGUCCAGUAGACCGCUGCUCCCUGACCGCCACGCGAACAGACCACGCCGACGCCAUCUUGUUCAAAGACCAUCAUACAGCGCUCAAUAUUAAAAGGGACAUCAAGCAACUCUGGAUCCUAUACUACCUGGAGUGCCCAUACCACACGCCGCCUCUGGGCCUGACUGCGUAUGACGUGUUCAACUACACGGCGACCUACAGGCGAGACUCGGACAUCGUGGCCCCCUACGAGCGGUGGGUCUACCACAACCCCAAGAUCACGGAGAAGGUGCUCGAUAGGAAUUAUGCAGCUAACAAGACUAAGAAGGUAGCGUGGUUCGUGUCCAACUGUCACGCCAGCAACCGGCGCCUUCAAUACGCUCGCAAGUUGUCCAAACACAUCCAAGUGGACAUUUAUGGAGCAUGCGGCGCCCACCACUGUCCGAAGUCAGACCCCAACUGCCUUGAGAUGUUGGAUCGAGAGUACAAGUUCUACUUGGCCUUCGAGAACUCGAAUUGCAGGGACUAUGUGACGGAGAAGUUCUUUGUGAAUGGGCUCAAACAUAGCGUGCUGCCCAUAGUGAUGGGCGCCCGUCCGUCGGAGUACGCGGCGGUGGCGCCCCCCAACUCGUACAUCCACGUGGAAGAGUUCGCCAGUCCCAAGGAGCUGGCCGCGUAUCUGCACCGGCUCGACCAGGACGACACGCUGUAUAACUCGUAUUUUAAGUGGAAGGACACGGGCGAGUUUAUAAACACGUACUUCUUCUGCCGCGUGUGCGCGAUGGUGCACGCCAGCGAGCGGCGGCUGCGGCGCGCGCACUACACUGACGUGCAGGCGUGGUGGCGCGAGGCCGCCUGCACCCGGCAGGACUGGCGCGCCGAGGGGAAGCCCCCGGCUGAUAACGACUACCGGGUCAGGGAUUAAACGGAAUGGUUUUAGGUAGAGCUCGUAAUUUCAUUCGCUGAUAGCCAAGGUGUUUUGAGGACUGAUUUGGACGAAUAAAGUGAUUGAUUUCAACGCGGAAAUCAAUCACUUCGUUCGUUUGUAAGUAAAUGUGAGUUCGUGAUACCCCUGCAGUCCAUUAGCGGCGGCCGAUCUAACUUUGGUUAGUAAAUAGCCCGAAUUUUAGAAUUGGAAUAAAAAAUAUAAAACGGUGCACAAGUAUU
Messenger RNA from Plutella xylostella (diamondback moth), 1814 nucleotides. RefSeq names its product glycoprotein 3-alpha-L-fucosyltransferase A (gene FucTA). Lineage: Eukaryota; Metazoa; Arthropoda; Insecta; Lepidoptera; Plutellidae. Gene Ontology annotation, molecular function: fucosyltransferase activity. The record is from RefSeq and is a predicted model, not a curated record. Gene Ontology annotation, cellular component: membrane.